AUGUCCGCUCAUGAGAUCUCAGUUGUCGAUGCGGAACAACACGACGACGAUCCAUGCAAGAAAGAAUCAUGCCAUGCAAGCGAGGUGGACGCAGAGAUCAGAGAAGCUGAGAAGAUACUCAAUGCAUUUUUGUGCUAUGGUGUAUAUGGUCGAGAAAUGGCAUGUAGAACAAUGAUGUCGUUCAAACAACUCUCUUCGGCUCACAAAGAAAUUAUCCUGGAUACCCACAAUGAACAUAUGCGUAAUGUACUCAAAUGUGUGGAUCAUAAUCAAGAAGUUUUGAAGAGGAUCGUAUUUUACGGAUUGAACGUAUUUGGUGAGGAAUUCGCGGAGAAAACGAGAAAGAUAAGGCAAAAACGGCGACCCGAUCCGCAUUACAUGGCGAAGGUACUCAGCACUUUGCGUCAAAUAGUAAGGGAAUGGACUGUAGAGGGAAAACUUGAGCGGGAUGCCACUUACAGUCCUAUUAUGGAUGUGCUGCAGAAGCGGUAUCCAGAUAAAAGUGAACGAAGUUCAGUAAGGAUCAUGGUUCCGGGGUCUGGUCUCGGCCGAUUGGCUUUUGACUUAGCUAAAGAAGGAUUUGCUGUUGAGGGAAAUGAGUUCAGUAUGGUAAUGUUGAUGACGUCAUCGUAUUUGCUGAAUGCUUGUUACGAGGAAAAUGAGCACGUCAUAUAUCCGUACACACUUGACAAAAGCAAUAGUUGGUCCUACGCAGACCAGACGAGACCUAUCAAUUUUCCUGAUGUUGGGAAGUCGCGGACCGAAGUUCCAUCAAGCUUUUGCAUGAUCGCUGGAGACUUUUUAGAAGUGACUCAGUCGAGAAGUGAAUGUUUCGAGUGUGUUGUGACUGCGUGGUUCAUUGACACUGCUAAGAACAUUAUAGAUUACAUAGAAACAAUCUACCGUAUCCUCAAGCCAGGGGGUAGUUGGCUUAAUGUGGGCCCGCUCACUUAUCACUAUGAGGAUAUGAUUGAUGAGAUGUCAAUUGAGCUGCCAUAUGAGGAAGUGAUCAGGAUUGUACGACUGACGGGUUUUGAAAUUGUGAACGAGUCGAAGAUUAUCAGUUACUAUACGAUAAAUCGGCUCUCUAUGCUGCAGAAUCAAUAUACUUGUGCAUUUUUUGAAGCUGUCAAGCCUAUGAAGCCUUCGUAG
This is a messenger RNA of Necator americanus (New World hookworm), 1152 nucleotides long. RefSeq lists its product as uncharacterized. Gene Ontology annotation, molecular function: carnosine N-methyltransferase activity. Bases 1 to 1152 code for a protein of 383 amino acids. Gene Ontology annotation, cellular component: nucleus; cytosol. The transcript is spliced from 11 exons. The record is from RefSeq and is a predicted model, not a curated record. Lineage: Eukaryota; Metazoa; Nematoda; Chromadorea; Rhabditida; Ancylostomatidae. Gene Ontology annotation, biological process: carnosine metabolic process.